GCCUUGGGAACGGCCACACCUUAGUUAAAGUGGCCGUUCCGAACCCUCGAGGUAAAGGACACCCUCUAGCUUUCAGAGUUGAAAUUCUUCGCGGCAUUUCUAUGGAGACCGGAGGUAGCAGCGAGAGCCCAGCGGAGCCUAAGAAAGGCAAAACCAAGACGCCCAGGAAACCUAAUGAAAGCCUUCUCAAGCAGAAGUCUCCUGCUGAGUUCUUUGCAGAGAACAAGAACAUUGCUGGGUUUGAUAACCCUGGAAAAUGCCUUUACACCACUGUUAGAGAACUUGUUGAGAACUCACUUGAUUCUGCAGAGUCCAUAUCUGAGCUUCCCUUGGUAGAAGUAACGAUCGAAGAGAUACGGAAAAGCCAGUUUAAUUCCAUGAUUGGUCUUGUUGAUCGGGAACGAGUUGAUGAGGAAUUAUAUGAUGACUAUGAGACAGCUAAGGCUCGAGAGAAACGUUUAGCCAAGGAAGCUCGAGCUCAAGAAACACAAGCAAAGAAUGCUACCCUUGGGAAGAAAGUCAAAGAGCCUUCAGUUUCAAAGGGUAUGAAGGGUCGAGGUGAGGCUUCGUUUUACAAGGUGACAUGCAAGGAUAAUGGGAGAGGAAUGCCACAUGAUGAUAUCCCAAAUAUGUUUGGACGAGUUCUAUCUGGGACAAAAUACGGCCUAAAGCAGACACGUGGAAAGUUUGGUCUUGGUGCAAAGAUGGCAUUAAUUUGGUCUAAGAUGAGUACUGGACUUCCUAUAGAGAUAUCAUCAUCAAUGAGGGGCCAAAAUUAUACUUCAUUCUGCAGACUUGAUAUAGAUAUUCAACGGAAUAUCCCUCACAUUCAUGUACAUGAGAAACGGGACAACAUGAAUCGGUGGCAUGGAGCCGAAAUUCAAGUAGUCAUCGAGGGAAAUUGGACAACGUACCGUUCCAAAAUCUUGCAUUACAUGCGACAAAUGGCUGUUAUAACCCCUUAUGCCCAAUUCCUUUUUAAGUUUGUAUCAGAUACACCUGAAAAGAAUGUUACCAUAAGAUUUGCUCGGAGAACAGACGUAAUGCCUCCAGUUCCUCUUGAGACGAAGCACCAUCCCUCGUCUGUUGAUUUGCUACUAAUCAAACGUCUGAUUGCAGAAACUUCAAAACAGAACCUUUUGCAGUUUCUGCAGCAUGAAUUUGUGAAUAUACCUAAAGCAUAUGCAGAACGAUUGAUUGGUGAAAUGGGCCCAGAGUUUAACCCCAAAAUGCCUGUCAAGUCUCUAACAUCUCAACAGAUAGUUCGCAUUCAUCAGUUGUUUCGUCAAGCUAAGUUUGAUGACCCUAGUGGUGAUUGUCUUAGUCCUGCAGGUGAAUACAAUCUUCGUCUUGGGAUUAUAAAGGAGCUGCAUCCAGACAUGGUAGCAACUUAUUCAGGCAGUGCUCAAGUUUUUGAAGGCCACCCGUUUAUUGUGGAAGCUGGUGUCAGUGUGGGAGGAAAAGAUGUUAAGCAAGGUUUGAACAUAUUCCGAUUUGCAAAUCGGAUUCCGCUUCUUUUUGAGCAAGGUGCUGAUGUUGUCACUAGGACUGUCCUUAAGAGAAUCAAUUGGGGUAGCUACAAGAUAAACCACAUACAAGAUAGAAUCGGUGUUUUUGUGAGCAUUGUGAGCACCAAAAUCCCCUUCAAAGGCACUGGGAAAGAGUAUAUUGGAGAUGAUAUAACUGAGAUAUCUACUGCUGUCAAGUCUGCUAUUCAGCAAUGUUGCAUCCAGCUAAAAUCCAAAAUAGUGAAGAGGAUGCAGGCACGUGAGCAGCAGGAGAGAAAACGAAAUUUAAGCAAGUAUAUCCCAGAUGCUACAGGUGCUGUGUAUGAUGUUUUGAGAGAAAUGGCGCAGUCACAUGUGUCCAAGAAGAAACGUUAUGAUGAUGAGGAUGCAGAAGUAUUAAGCAAAGUGUCUGCUCGGGUAAUUACAAAAGAAACACUGAGGGAAAAGCUUGCUCAACACGUUGAACAGGUGGACUAUGAAAUGGCACUGGAGUAUGCAACACAGAGUGGAGUGACUGAAGAACCCAGAGAAGCGAUAUAUAUAGACUCACUAGAGGCUGAAAAGAAGUUCAUCGACUUGCAUAGUCCCAUCUUUGUUUUCAGACUUUUCACCAAGUAACUUUUAAGAUAUUAUUUAGCUUUUGAUUAGACAAAGAUUUUCAUUUCUAGUUUCUUCUGGAUGUCUCUCUCAUCGGCUAAUUACCUUGUAUUGAGUCAUUGAAAAAAUAAAAAUGAAGAAAAAAUAUUGAAUAUUCGAAACGGAAUGCAACUCUGUAUGGCGUAUUGUGAUUUCAGUAUCCUAAAUGAUAGAAUGCUUUUAUUCUUUGCA
Molecule: messenger RNA, 2336 nt
Organism: Juglans regia (Persian walnut)
Lineage: Eukaryota; Viridiplantae; Streptophyta; Magnoliopsida; Fagales; Juglandaceae
Product: DNA topoisomerase 6 subunit B
Exons: 19
Coding region: 102-2126 (674 amino acids)
Biological process (GO): DNA topological change
Cellular component (GO): cytosol; small ribosomal subunit
Molecular function (GO): ATP binding; DNA binding; DNA topoisomerase type II (double strand cut, ATP-hydrolyzing) activity
Source: RefSeq, a predicted model, not a curated record